Messenger RNA from Juglans microcarpa x Juglans regia, 1660 nucleotides. RefSeq names its product WD-40 repeat-containing protein MSI1-like. Gene Ontology annotation, biological process: regulation of gene expression. Gene Ontology annotation, molecular function: histone binding. Lineage: Eukaryota; Viridiplantae; Streptophyta; Magnoliopsida; Fagales; Juglandaceae. The transcript is spliced from 6 exons. Gene Ontology annotation, cellular component: nucleus. Bases 214 to 1485 code for a protein of 423 amino acids. The record is from RefSeq and is a predicted model, not a curated record.
AGGACCAAAAUGACCUUAGUAGUUGCCGCCGUUCUCGCACUCUGUAUUCAGCUUUAGGGUUUCACAACCCUCAGUCCCCCAAAUCUUGGCGGGAACGUCCUUGUUAGAAAAUAACUAAAUUAAUAAAGAUAAUCCGAGCAAGUGCCCACUGAGAAACCUCGAGAAAGCGAGAGAAAAUCCAAUCCGAGCAGUAGCAGCAGCAACCGGAAGAAGAUGGGAAAAGACGAGGAGGAGAUGAGAGGGGAGAUAGAGGAGAGGCUAAUAAACGAGGAGUACAAGAUCUGGAAGAAGAACACCCCGUUCCUCUACGAUCUGGUCAUCACCCACGCCCUUGAGUGGCCUUCUCUCACUGUCGAGUGGCUGCCGGACCGGGAGGAGCCUCCCGGCAAGGAUUAUUCCGUCCAGAAGAUGAUCCUAGGCACCCACACCUCCGAGAAUGAGCCCAAUUACCUCAUGCUCGCCCAGGUCCAACUCCCUCUCGAGGACGCAGAGAACGACGCACGCCAAUACGACGACGACCGCACCGAUGUCGGUGGCUUCGGCUGCGCCAAUGGAAAGGUGCAAAUAAUCCAGCAAAUAAAUCAUGAUGGAGAGGUCAAUCGUGCUCGUUAUAUGCCUCAAAACCCGUUUAUUAUUGCCACUAAGACAGUUAGUGCUGAAGUUUAUGUUUUCGAUUAUAGCAAACACCCGUCUAAGCCUCCUCUAGAUGGUGCAUGCAGCCCUGACUUACGGUUGAGGGGCCACAGCACUGAAGGAUAUGGUUUAUCGUGGAGUAAAUUUAAGCAGGGCCAUUUGCUGAGUGGCUCUGAUGAUGCUCAGAUAUGCUUGUGGGAUAUUAGUGCAACUCCAAAGAACAAGAGCCUCGAUGCCAUGCAAAUUUUUAAGGUUCAUGAAGGUGUUGUAGAAGAUGUAGCAUGGCAUCUGAGGCAUGAAUACUUAUUUGGUUCAGUAGGUGAUGAUCAGCACCUGCUAAUAUGGGAUCUCCGGACUCCAUCAGUUAGCAAGCCUGUCCACUCUGUUAUUGCUCAUCAAAGUGAGGUAAACUGCUUAGCUUUCAAUCCCUUUAAUGAAUGGGUUGUUGCAACGGGCUCUACUGAUAAAACUGUGAAGUUGUUCGAUCUACGCAAGAUCAGCACUGCACUCCACACCUUUGAUUGUCACAAGGAGGAGGUUUUCCAAGUUGGCUGGAAUCCAAAAAACGAGACUAUCUUAGCUUCUUGUUGUCUUGGUAGGAGACUCAUGGUGUGGGAUCUUAGCAGGAUUGAUGAAGAGCAAACACCAGAGGAUGCUGAAGAUGGACCGCCGGAGUUACUUUUUAUUCAUGGUGGUCACACGAGUAAAAUAUCUGAUUUUUCCUGGAACCCAAGUGAAGACUGGGUUGUCGCUAGUGUAGCUGAAGAUAACAUACUUCAAAUCUGGCAGAUGGCCGAGAACAUCUACCAUGAUGAAGAUGAUUUGCCGGAAGAAUCUACAAAGGCAACCUAGUAUGAUUUUUCUAGCUAGAUUUGACAGACAGGUAGCCAGAAAAUUAGAGAAUGUGCAACUUUAGGUGUUCUCCCCAAGUAAAUGUGAAAUAAUUGUGUUUUUGUUGUGUCGAACUGACUUGUAUUGUAUCCCCAAUGCACAGUUCUCUCGUAAUUAUUUUGCCAGAAGUAGCUUU